Molecule: messenger RNA, 4593 nt
Organism: Drosophila grimshawi
Lineage: Eukaryota; Metazoa; Arthropoda; Insecta; Diptera; Drosophilidae
Gene: Ehbp1
Product: EH domain-binding protein 1
Exons: 14
Coding region: 322-3957 (1211 amino acids)
Molecular function (GO): protein binding
Source: RefSeq, a predicted model, not a curated record
UAUAAUGGCAAGCCAGUGACGUUGGUGAAGAAAAUGUGUCAAGGUGUGGAUUGACAUAUGCCGGAAUGUGCAACUAUAGCAUAUAAUACAGUUUUUCUCUAAAGAGCGUGAUGUCAUUGUAGUGCUUUACACAAGCAAUAUGUACAUAACUUCAGGAUAAACAGGUAAAACAAGAGACAAAUAUUUCUGCCAAAGUACGUAUUUUAUAUCAUCAUAAUUGUACUCAAUAAAAGAAGCACAAACUUUACCAAUCAACGACUGUGGAUUGAGUUCGUGCCUUUACUGAAAAUCCAUUUUAUCCUACACUGACUUUGUAUCGCGAUGGGCAGCGUUUGGAAACGUUUGCAGAGAGUUAAUAAACGUGCGGCGAAAUUUCAGUUCACUGCCUCCUAUCAUGACCUACGAUUGGAAACCACCGCCAAGUGGCGCCCUUCAAGUCUCUCCGUUGUGUGGACGAGACGUUCGAGACGUGUUGCUAGCUCUCCGUUGCCAUGGGAACCAGACAUGAUGAACCCACUAGUGGGCAAUAUUACGUGGCCAGUACCAGACAAUCACGCUAUAUCAGUUACAUUAUUCAAGGAUCCCCGCACUCACGAGCUGGAGGACAAAGAUUGGACAUUUGUAAUCGAAGAUAUUUCACUACUGGGCAAAAAGCGUGUACUGGCAAACGCAAGCAUCAAUAUGCGUAAAUAUGCUAGUAUUGAGUCUACACAGCAGAGUUUUACAUUGAACCUCAAACCAGUUUCUCGAAAAAUAACUGCCGCUGAUUUGGAAUUGACAAUCAGUUGUGUCUUUUUGCGAGAAGGAAAGGCAACCGAUGAGGAUAUGCAGAGCGUUGUCUCAUUUAUGUCAGUUAAUAACAAUUGUGAUGUAGCACCCCUUGACGAUUUGGAGGAUAUACCAGACUUGGAAAUGUCUGGAGAUAUCUCGGAUAACUUAUAUGAUUUCACUCAACAGUUGGAGCAGAUGACGACAAGCCUAAAUGGUUGUACUGAUGUACCAACGCCGCUGAGCGUCCCAUCAUUAUCCGAAGACCCAACUCCAUUGGCUGAGUCAUUUAAUAAUUUACGUUUUGAACUAGAAGCGGAUCGUGAAAACAAACAGAAAGUCGUAGGAUCACCGCCUCGGAUUUUGGUUGAAGCAAAUGAAGCAUUAAACACUCCGAGUGCAUCAAAUUCACAGCAUGUUAGUCUCAGGACCCCAACCAAGGGUGUAGACGAUGAUCUGCCAAAUGUAGAAAAAUCAACCUUGAUAUUCAAUCACAAUGAAAGGUUCUAUGAAGUGCUCACAUCGACGCCUGUAGAAAAUACGGCCGCUGCAACAGACAAGAUUAAAAAAAGCAAUUCGAACAAAGCUCUUAUGUUUGAAAAGCAAGAUUGUAGCUCUGCAGAAAUAUUGAAGUCGCCGAAAUCCAAUUCUUAUGUCGGUAAAUCAACUGCUGUCUCGAGUGUUACAACUCCCACCACCUCCACAACCACCAAGACAUCUGAAUUAGCCCAGUUUGUCGAGGAGCAGAUCAAACCACUAGAGGACUUGGCUGUAGUAUCCAUCACUAAGCGCCCUGAACUGCAGCCCUUGAACUUGAAGAAAAGUUAUGAGACUGCACCAAUCAUAAAUAGUUUGGCAACGAUUAAAAACUCAGCUUUGAAUCCAGUAGAGAAAAUCGCGCUGAAGGAUAACACACCUGGCCAAGACUUGUUAGAGUGGUGCAAAGAGGUUACCAAAAAUUAUCCAAAUGUUAAAGUUACCAAUUUGACAACCAGCUGGCGCAACGGCAUGGCUUUCUGCGCAAUAAUUAACAAUUUCAUGCCGCAUUUGAUAGAUAUGACGAAGCUGAGUGCCCAUGAUGUUGUUGGUAACUGCCGCAUUGCCUUCGAUGCGGCAGAAACAUUGGGAAUACCACGGGUUAUCGAGCCACGAGAUAUGAAUUUACUCACAGUACCAGAUAAAUUAGCAGUUAUGACCUACCUACAUCAAUUGCGGGCACACUUCACAGGAAAACAAUUACAAAUAGAGCAAAUUGGGCCGACAUCGGACGAGUCCAGUUAUGUUAUCGGCAAUUAUAAGUCAGACAACUUGUCGCAGAACCUUAUCAACUUUUCACACCUAAAGACACAGCUUUUGCCAUCGCUGGACGACGAAGUCGUGAGCCAGCAGCAACAAAUAUCACCGACGAGUAAAAAAGACGUCAAGAAUCUUAUACUAACAAGUUCAAAGAGUAUAUUGGGUAAAGUCUUAUCGCCGACAAAAGAUAAAAAUUCGAUAAAUGCAACACAGCCACAGACAAGUCAAACAACCAAAUCUUUACUGGGUCGCCAGACUCCUCCGCCGAUCGAUGGUAACGGCGACACUGCAUAUGAGGAAAUACAAAAGAUUAACAAGGAACCAACGUCGCCUCUGACGCUGGAUACCAAUGCAACAAAUCGAAUUUUAAUGCGCCACAAAGAAAUGAGCGAAAAAGCUAAGCUAAUGAUGGAAAAAUUAAAAAUUUCGAACUGUAACGAGCGCCCAGAUGCUAACGAUGAGGAGCGACAGCAGCGAUUACGGGAGCAGGCACGACGUCUCAUAUCAGAAACGAGAAGUAAAGUGACCGGACCAGUGAACAGUGGCGUCGAUGGCCCCACAACCCCAACUAAGUCUAAACGUUUCAACUACACACCCGAACGUACCAUUUCACCUAUACACAAUGGUGGGGAUUCCUAUGUCGACGUCACUACAAAUCAAAUAGCUUUCAACCGGAAUAAGGCCGAGCACUUCGUGAACCACGCGAGUCCUAGUCAUAGAUUAAGCGAUGGCAAUAGCACUCCCUUGCAAUCCUUCAACGCGGCUGUCGAAAGGAUCUCACCAAAGCACGAAAAGAGAAACGAUAAGCUCACAUAUAUUGAGUCCGAACUGGAAGCACUGGAACGCGAGCAGGAAGCAAUCGACCAAAAGGCUAGCAGUCUCGAGGCCAAACUGCGGGCAGUCAUGGGCGGUAAUCCAAGUAAUAAUCAAAAGGGUACAAAUCCUUUCCUUAGACUAAUACGAAAUAGCAUCGGUGGUGGUGAUGUCAUUCGCAUUAAACUGCUUGACUCAGAUGAUUCAAACUUAUUUGGUAGUGAUGUAAGUGGUACUGGUAGUGGUAGUAAUGACGACGAAGAUACACACAGUGACACUUCCAGCACAUGCAGCCCCAAAGUGCACCGUCGACAAGCUCAGGCGAUCGAGAUGCAGCCGAUGCAGCUGUCACGACCACGGCCAAGGCCAAGGCAACGCGCUAAUUCUUGUUUUGUAAAUGCAAACCUUAACUAUCCAAUUAUUCGACCCACAUGUCAACAACAACAACACUUACAUGACCAUCAUUGCCAUAAUCAUCAUCAGCAUGGUUCUGGCCAACGUCCGCACCACGUUCAUCACGUGGAACCAUGUAGUCAUUUGCUUGGUAUCUCCGCCUCAGUUGCGUCCUCCCGGCAAUCCUGUGAUAACCUGCAAGUUUAUAGUGUAUAUGAUGAUGCCCUGCUAGUAGCAACCUCAGCGCCUCGGCGUCAACAUGAUCGCCACAAUGGCAGCCAGCAGAAACAGCGACGUCAGCGUUCGCGUGGUCUUUAUGAAACUGAAGAAACUGAGGAGCAAUUACUUUCACAGUGGUUUACAUUGGUAAACAAGAAAAAUGCACUUCUGAGAAGGCAGAUGCAGCUCAACAUUCUCGAACAAGAAAAGGAUCUCGAGCGGAAAUUCACGAUGCUUAAUCAGGAGCUGCGCGCUGCUCAGUCCGUUGAGGAUUGGCGUAAAACGGAGGUGCAACGUGAAAAAGAGCGACUGUUACUCGAAGAACUGGUGACUAUUGUUGAUAAACGGGAUCAGCUUGUGCAACAUUUACACAAUCAAGAAAUAGCUAUUGAGGACGACCACGAAAUAGCCCGCGAACUUGAACAAGUAAAUAUUAGCGGGGGCAAAGAAAAGUGUCUCAUUCAAUAGACACAAAUAACAUAACAAAAACCAAACACCUGAUGUAAUUCAACUUGACUGGAGAUUAUACCUAUAAUACAAUACAAUAAACAUACUUAUGAAGCAGAUCGAAGAUUUCUUCGAUAAUCAGACGGGAAACAAGAGUUUAAAAUGGGAUAUAAAAUUUUCAAAGCAAAACGUCCGAUAGCAAACUAAGCAGAUUUCAAGUUUCAUACAAAUUUAAAUAAUUUAAUCCAAAAUAAUAUUUUCAUAUUUUAAAAUAAAAUUUUUACAGCAUAACCAUAACCAUAAAUUACGGAAACAUUUCCUUUGUGCCAUUAAUCUUUUCCAUUUGCGUUAAAUUUCCGGAAUUAAAAAAACAAUGACCCAAUUGUGAGUUAAAUAUGUUGCAUAGCCUAAAUACGUAUUAAGCAUUAAACGAAAACGCUUCAUCCCUAAGAAUAUGUAUAAUAUAUUUUGUAUAUAAACUGGUCUUAUUUAGUUUUUACCUUAAUCUUAUUUCAUUAUUUAAUGGUGGUUUACUUUAUGUUGCGAUUGUCGUAAUUGGCAAUAUGUAAAGCCGAUGCUUCAACUUAAUGAUCCUUUUAAAAUACAAUUUUAUAUGUAAAAUUAAAAACAAAAAAAUUGCAAAUAAACAUGUGUUAA